UUUCUUUUGUUUUUUUUAAAUGAUUUUCCUAAACCCUAAAUCAAAACUCUCUUUUUCUGCCGCCGUUCCUUAUCUUCACCAUCUCCGUUAAAACAGAGGCAUUUUCAGAUUGAUCCUUCCACUCUCCCUCCUCUCUCCAUAACUCUCUUCUCAUGUAUUCAUUGAUACUCCAAGGUGGAAGAAGGUCACGCGAGUUACAUCAAUGGCAGAAUCGAGUAAUGAAUCUUCUUCUCCAAAACGGCUCUACUUUCACUGAAUCGUUCUCUUCUGUUGUUGCUACCGCUAAAGAUCUAAGUUUUGAAGAUGAAAGAAAGAGGAAGACUUUCACAGUCUCUUACCUUAUUGAUUCAUUAGGGUUAACUACAAAACUCGCUGAAUCAAUCUCAAUGAAAGCUAAUUUCGAUGAAAAAGGUAAUCCAGAUUCAGUCUUGAAACUUCUAAGAAGCUAUGGAUUCAAAGAUUGUCAAAUCUCAAGUAUCAUUGCUACUUACCCACGAUUUCUUGUUGAGAGUCCUGAGAAGUCUCUUCGUGCUAAGCUUCAUUUCUUGAAGCUAAAUGGAGCUUCAAGCUCUGAGCUUACUGAGAUUGUUUCGAAAGUUCCUAAAAUCUUGGGGAAGAGAGGAGGGAAAUGGAUUAUUCAUUACUAUGAUUAUGUCAAAGAGAUCUUGCAAGAUCAAGAUACGAGUUCUUCUUCCAAGAGAAAGCAGACGAAUCGAAAUCGAAAUGUAUCGGUUUUGAGAGAAUUAGGAGUGCCUCAGAGACUGUUGUUGAACUUGUUGAUAUCUAGAGCUAAACCAGUUUGUGGGAAAGAAAGAUUUGAAGAAUCGGUUAAGAAGAUUGUUGAGAUGGGUUUUGAUCCAAAAAGUCCAAAGUUUGUCAGUGCUUUGUAUGUUUUCUAUGAUCUUAGUGAUAAGACUAUAGAGGAGAAAGUGAAUGCUUAUAAGAGGUUAGGACUUUCUUUGGAUGAAGUUUGGGUAGUUUUCAAAAAAUGGCCUUUCUCUUUGAAAUACUCGGAGAAGAAGAUAAUUCAGACGUUUGAGACUUUGAAACGGGUUGGUCUAAGGGAAGAAGAGGUAUGCUUAAUGGUUAAGAGGUACCCUGAAUGUGUAGGGACUUCAGAGGAGAAGAUAGUGAAGUCAGUUGAAACUUUUCUUGAGUUAGGAUUCACAAAAGACGAGUUUGUGAUGAUCAUCAAGCGGCAUCCUCAGUGUAUUGGAUUAGCUGCGGAUUCGGUGAAGAAGAAGACCGAGUUUCUUGUGAAGACAAUGGGUUGGCCUUUAAAGGUUGUAGCUUCAACCCCCAUUGUACUUGGAUUCAGCUUGGAGAAGUUUGUUUUACCGCGGUGUAAUGUAAUCAAAGCUCUUUUGUCUAAAGGGCUGAUCGAUGAAAUCCCUGCGAUCUCGUCUGUAUUGACGAGUCCUAAGCUGAAGUUUUUGAAGCUCUUUGUGGAGAAGCACCAAGAUGUGUUGCCUGAGUUGAACUCUAUCUUCACUGGAGAUAACGUUCUAGUAAAUUAGAAAGCAUUGUGAAGAAAGAGUACCAACCUCAAAGAAUGUAUAAUGUGACCUUUUUGUUAUUUUAGGGAAUAAAAACAACAAAUGAGAACACUUAAGAUAUUGUGAAUGUCAGGCUGUCACUGUCUACUAAAAUUUGGUGAUUUGGGCAAUUAAGGAUGUGUUUAGUA
Messenger RNA from Arabidopsis lyrata subsp. lyrata, 1684 nucleotides. Its product is annotated as transcription termination factor MTERF15, mitochondrial. The coding region runs from base 153 to 1517 and encodes 454 amino acids. NCBI's taxonomy places the organism in Eukaryota, Viridiplantae, Streptophyta, Magnoliopsida, Brassicales, Brassicaceae. The record is from RefSeq and is a predicted model, not a curated record. Gene Ontology annotation, cellular component: chloroplast. Gene Ontology annotation, molecular function: double-stranded DNA binding. Gene Ontology annotation, biological process: regulation of DNA-templated transcription; chloroplast organization. The transcript has a single exon.